GCCGCGGGGCCGGAGCGGGUCGUGCGCGCUGAGGAGGAGCCGCUGCUGCCGUCGCCGUCUCCGCCACCGCCGCCACCGCUACCGAGGCCGAGCGGAGCCGUUAGCGCCGCGCCGCCGCCGCCUCCCGCCCGCCCCGGAGCAGCCCCGGGCCCGCCCGCCCGCUUCCAGAUUUUUGAAAAAUACAAUGUCUAAUGGUUAUGAAGACCACAUGGCCGAAGACUGCAGGGGUGACAUCGGGAGAACGAAUUUGAUCGUCAACUACCUCCCUCAGAACAUGACCCAGGAUGAGUUACGAAGCCUGUUCAGCAGCAUUGGUGAAGUUGAAUCUGCAAAACUUAUUCGGGAUAAAGUAGCAGGACACAGCUUGGGCUAUGGCUUUGUCAACUACGUGACUGCAAAGGAUGCAGAGAGAGCAAUCAACACGCUGAAUGGCCUGAGGCUCCAAUCAAAAACCAUUAAGGUGUCGUACGCUCGUCCGAGCUCAGAGGUCAUCAAAGAUGCCAACUUGUACAUCAGUGGGCUCCCGCGGACCAUGACCCAGAAGGACGUAGAGGACAUGUUCUCUCGGUUUGGGCGGAUCAUCAACUCAAGGGUCCUCGUGGAUCAGACCACAGGUUUGUCCAGAGGGGUUGCGUUUAUCCGGUUUGACAAACGGUCGGAGGCAGAAGAGGCAAUUACCAGUUUCAAUGGUCAUAAACCCCCAGGUUCCUCUGAGCCCAUCACAGUGAAGUUUGCAGCCAAUCCCAACCAGAACAAAAAUGUGGCACUCCUCUCGCAGCUGUACCACUCGCCAGCGCGACGGUUUGGAGGCCCCGUUCACCACCAGGCGCAGAGAUUCAGGUUCUCCCCCAUGGGUGUCGAUCACAUGAGCGGGCUCUCUGGCGUCAACGUGCCCGGAAACGCCUCUUCGGGCUGGUGCAUUUUCAUCUACAACCUGGGGCAGGACGCCGAUGAGGGGAUCCUCUGGCAGAUGUUUGGGCCCUUUGGCGCCGUCACCAAUGUGAAAGUGAUCCGCGACUUCAACACCAACAAGUGCAAAGGGUUUGGCUUUGUGACCAUGACAAACUAUGAAGAAGCCGCGAUGGCCAUAGCCAGCCUGAAUGGCUACCGCCUGGGGGACAAGAUCUUACAGGUUUCCUUCAAAACCAACAAGUCCCACAAAUAACUCGCUCAUGCUUUUUUUUUGUACGGAAUAGAUAAUUAAGAGUGAAGGCGUUGAAACUUUUCUUGUUAGUGUACAACUCAUUUUGCGCCAAUUUUCACAAGUGUUUGUCUUUGUCUGAAUGAGAAGUGAGAAGGUUUUUAUACUCUGGGAUGCAACCGACAUGUUCAAAUGUUUGAAAUCCCACAAUGUUAGACCAAUCUUAAGUUUCGUAAGUUAUUUCCUUUAAGAUAUCUAUUAAACAGAAAUCUAAGUAGAACUGCAUUGACUAACCAGUCCCUCUGGAUGGUGGUGAACCUGAAGCAUGCUUUAACCUCUAAGACUGUCUAACACGCGUUUCAUUCAGUGUCUCCACAGACCGGGUAGCAAAAAAAAAAAAAAAAAAAAAAAAAAAAUCACCUUUUAGUUUUAGUUUUGAAUCUAAAGAUGUUAGACAGAUGCUGAGUGUGCGUUUUCUCAACCGCUUCACCAUUUUAAGCAAUGUGUAUGGUUUGGUUGACAGGAAGUUGCUUCUCCAAGCAGGUCCCGUUGCCACCUCCUGCUCACUCAGUCCCGGGCUCUGCCGAGUGGUCCUGGGAAUGGCGGCGGGCCUGUCCAGCGUGGGCCACCACUGGGGCUGGGGCCACAUGCCGGGCCAGGCCCUCCAAAGAAGGACACAAACGUGUUUUGUAAGCCCAGGCACCAAUGGGAACGGACCAAAGAGUUUCAGGGAAACUCCAGUAUAUUCCAGAGUCAGAUCUAAGCUCCAGGCACGCCUGAAGAUGUGUUGCUACUCUGACGCCCCGAGUUUCUGUCCACACAUUGCAUGCAUGGCGCCCCCCACAUUGGAUACUCUUGUUCACGACCAUUUCUCCCGUUUCUAAGAGCAUUUAACAUAGCUUGGAGGCGUAAGAUGGCUCUGUUUUUUAAUAACACAGAAACAUUUGAGCAUUGUAUUUCUCGCAUCCCUUCUCGUGAGCGCUUAGACCUUUUUCUAUUUUAGUCGGAUUUUGUUUUGAAAUUUUGCUUUUGUAUGAACACUCAGCAGAAAAGUACUUACUUCUUGCCAGUUAUCUAUUAACCAAAACCUUUGAUUUGUAGUUUUAAAGAUUAACCCUCAAAGUUCUCUUCAUAACUGCCUUGACAUUUUGGGUUGUUCUGUUCUGUUAAUUUUCUUUUGCUUUUUUGUGUUUUUUGUUUGUUUUUACUUUUGCAUUUAAGACCAUUAAAUUUGAUUUUGUUUUGCUCGAGUUUUGUUUUGUUUUUUAUUUUACCUUUUCUUUCUUUUUGGUUAGGGAAGGUGCAGACGGCCCAACAUUCAGGGAGGAGUCAUAAGAUCUUAAGAAACCAAUACUUGCCUCAAGCAAAAGCAUUUCUGAGUCUGUGACGCAGGAAUGUGCAGUCACAGACUAGUGGCUUUUAAACCGGGAGCCCGGAGGAAGGGGAAAAGAGAAAGCCUGUGAGAUAGGCAGGGCCAGAUCUCCCAAAACUCCUCAGGACUGGGAUCUGGUUUUUAUCAAUAACUAGUACAGAGAGAAUCAAAAACAGGAUAACUUAGUACCAGCAGUUUUUAACCUUGACGCAAGACUAAAACGUGACAUUAGGCUGUUUUUUUAGUAACUGCUAUCAUGAGAUGACGGCUGUAUUUAUCUGUUUAUUUAUGUCUAUUUAUUUAUUGAAGUGGGAAAUUGAGCAAUAGUCAGGCACCGCCAUCCCCAGAGCAGGUCAGCGUCCUGAGAGGCGCCUGUACAAUUGAGGAUGCCCAUCCCCUCCCCUUUCCCUGAUCUUUUACUGAGGGGCUGUGUGCCCGAUCCUUGCAAAUUGACGAUGUUGCCAUCCAUACCCAGGCCCUGUCUCAUAAAAGUCGGCCUGGUGCCACAGAGGACCUCCUUCCUCCCACAGAAUCCCAGAUACUCAGGAAAAGCCAGAACCGAGGCCUGUUUGCCUGGAUUCAACACAAAAGAAGGGUCCCUGCUCUGUUGUCCCAGAGCACUCUCCACCCUGGGACCAGAACAUUUUCCUGGAAAAAUAAGCCUUUCAGGUUUCCCCGGGCCAACAUCUUCUGAUGGAAGGUGGGAUUCCCGCUUCUGAAACUCGUCCUCGAGUCUCACUCCCCAACAUGCCUAUAGCUAGCAUUCAACAGAGAACUCUGUUUUAAGCUUCAACUGUGAAAAUGAUGACGGGCCUGUAGCCAGCACCUCAGCUUCUUUCCUCGCUCCCUUUUGUCUGAAUCCUAUCCAUUGUUCUGAUGCUGGGACAGGUGAGAAGAAACUGUGACAUGUAUGAGCCUUUGAAAGUUCCCUGAAGUUUCUCAGUUCAGGAACAUUCUCAUUUCAUGUGGUCUCCGCUCUGAACAGCCUUCUAGCUAAAAACAAACAAAAACAAUGCAUUUCCUUGGGAGUCACAAGCUUAUGGAAGGAUUUAGCUUUUGAACUGUCACUGCCGAAAAGCAAUCUUCAUUCCCAUCGAGGUUCUAGUUGCUGGCCCUGUGUCCUCAAAGUGCAUUACAUCUUAUCAGGACCUAUUUGCAAAGGGGAGAUCGCUUUUCUUAAAAGGCACAACCCAAAAGAAACCAUUUGUUAAAACAUUUUACAUAGAUCAGUCCUAUUUGUAUUUAGCAAAAAUGAGUGCUCUCCUUUUGUUUGGGAAUUUUGAAAAAGCGUUCAGAGUAGAUAAUGUUCGUUUAUCAAAAAUCUGGUUUGAUAAAUACCAAAGAGGCUUUGAUUGAAUUCUCUUUUGACCUGUGUAACUUCUGGUAGUUAGACCCCACGAAGCUCUGAAUUUAUGAACCUGCUUCUAAAUGAAUUCUCCCUUGUUCCCCUUGGCUCUGCCAUUACUUCAUUUUCAGUGUAAUUUGCCAAGCCACAGUUUUAUGUGCUGGCUGUGCCUCUAGUCACAGCUCUGUGACUGAUUUCCCUUCCGGGUGCUGAGUCCCCUCGCCAGCCACCAUCAUGCUUGAAUACCCUGAAAUUCAUGGGCUUCCUCGGGGGCCCGCCUGCAGGUGGUGCUGGGUGGGUUCCGCCACCUUCUCCUGGAAGGUGAGCCUUUCCCUGGCCAAGGGCAGCUGCCUUAACCUCUGAGAGUCUGCACUUGGCCUUAGUCCUGGAGACCCAGCCUCUAGGGACUGAACUGUGCUGCUGUCAGGAGCCAAGGCCGGCCCUUUGGAGCCGGCAGCCCCGGAGGUCCCUGCUGGAUCAGAGAAACAGAAGCACCGGAAGACGGUUAGUGGCAAUUCCUCUACCCGGUUUGCUUCCAAACCAGGGCCAUUUGUCCACCAGGCAUUGGAAAGACAUGACCUACCCAGUCCGGCAUCAGACUUGAAAAUUGAAAUUGACAUUCUUCAGCUGUUACAUUUCACAUCAGAUUCAGCCCGGUUUCAUUCCCAUGUGCUUUUCGCAGCCUUCCUGUGAUUGGAUGAAAAGAGAAUAAGAAUUCAGCUGACAGAAGGCCUCUAUCCCCCAUCCUUCCACUCACCCCUUGACCUCAGUCCCCUCCCAUCUUCCCCGACCUACCUCACCUACAGCUCCUUAGGAGAGACCCCCCAGGGUUCAGCAGACUCUGGGGCUGAGGGGGGUCCUGUCCCCAAACUUCCCAAGACAGCCCUGAAGUCACAAGUGCUUUCUUUUAAGUGGCAUUGGCAAUUGGCACGUUCUUAACAAUGGCAAUAGAACCUGAAUAUCGAAUCCCAGGCAGGGUUCACGUUUCCAAACCUUUUGAUUUUCCCCUGACCUCUGAUGACCGUAUCCUAUUUUUCUACAACCUUUCAGUGACAUAAUUCAAGGUUUUUUUUCUUGGCCAUUUAAAAAACUUUUUUAUUUUUCUCGCUUGUAAAUCACCGCCAGUACCUAAGGUAGGCUAACGGAGACUUUGACAGGACUGGAUUUUUCUUCCACCAGAAGGGAAGCCUUUUCUGUUGGUUUGGGGCCACCUCUUUGACCAUGACCACGUGAUGUUCCGUUUACAGUGACUUGCUUUGGGGGAGGGGGAGGCUCUCUUAACCGAUUCCCAUGUUGUACAGUAGAUGGUUAGACUUUUUGUAUAUUAGUGUGUUUUAAGUUAUUGAUUUGUUUUAUAUAAAAUAAUUUAUUUUUCAGGUGCCAUUUUUCAUUUUAACUUUGUUUUUACAUGGGUUUGUUUUCAAUAAAGUCUGACACUGGUGUCCAAAAGUCAACAAUAAAAUGAAUCCCAUUGUGUUCUUUUGAAGAUGCUUAUGUAACUUUUAAGCUUUUUAAAUUAUUUUCAGAAAAAAAAAAAGAAAAGCCCAUAUCAGUUUUCCAUCACCCCAUUGCCUUUUUAUUUUUUUUUUUUUAAUCCUUGUGAAUAAAUGUUCCUUAGUGUUUUAGGAGGAAAAAGCAAACCUAGAUUUUGAUAAACCCAGAAGACUUCAGAUUAAUAAAGAAGCUUUGAAAGAAGACCAUUUUUCAAAAUUUUAGUGAAGUGUGAAUAUUUUUUGUCAAUGGCUUUCUCAAAGAGAAUGAAACUUUUGCACCAUUUUCAGAGUUUUUAUAGAGAUGCCAAAUUGAUAUAUUUACAUGUAAUGGAAACAUGAAAAAGUUUUAUUAAACAAUUGUUCAUAGCUGUGUAGACAUUUUAAUUCAGUUUCCAAAGCUCUCAAAAAAGCGUAUUUUUGAAGUACGGAGUGAUGCGGUUUGGGGCGUGGCUUAUGGUUCCAAACGACUCAAUUGUCCGGAUACUCAGUUCUCUCUACAGGUAUCAGGUUCGUGUUAAACGCUGUAUGUUAACUAUGACUGGAAUUCUGUGAUAUUUUGGUAAUAAAUGAAGUGGGAUCAUUGA
Sapajus apella (tufted capuchin) is the source of this 5935-nucleotide messenger RNA. RefSeq names its product ELAV like RNA binding protein 1 (gene ELAVL1). Gene Ontology annotation, cellular component: ribonucleoprotein complex. Gene Ontology annotation, molecular function: RNA binding. The coding region runs from base 185 to 1165 and encodes 326 amino acids. Lineage: Eukaryota; Metazoa; Chordata; Mammalia; Primates; Cebidae. The transcript has 6 exons. The record is from RefSeq and is a predicted model, not a curated record.